AUGCCUGAUGGUAGCAAAAUGGUUGUUCACCUUAAUGAUUUGGGACAACCAAUUGGCUCUGAAGGAAGAAAGCUGGCUUCAUUUCUGGGCACCCUGGCACGGGAUGGCACCUUGGCUCCCCUUAACUAUGUGAAAUGGGCUGCAUUGCCAAAAGCAAACAAGGAAAACAUGUGGCAGUUGGUUCAGGCAAAGUUCGAGAUUGAUCCCAUGGCAAAAUCUUGGGUCAUGAAGUCUCUUUUUUCAAAAUGGAAGAGCUGGAAAUCAAGGUUGAAAACAUAUUAUUUCUCAUGCAAGACUGAUGAGGAACGCAUGAGGAAUCUCGACAAAAGAGUCAUUCCAGACCAGUGGCCAAGCCUCGUAUCCUAUUGGAACAAGGAAGAGGUGAAGUUGCUUUGUGCUAGGAAUAGGGCAAAUCGUGCUCAUGUAAAGCAUUCACACACCUCCGGCUCAAAGAGUUACGCAACCAUACGAGAGGAAGAGCUGCGUGCAAAAAGGGCGGAUGGGAAGACUCCUACUAGGGCAGAGUUGUUUGUGCUGACCCAUACACGAAAGGAUGGAAAUCCUGUAAAUGAGGAUGCUGCAGAAGUAUUUGAAAAAUUGCAAGAAAAAACUAGUCGGAGGCAGCAAAAUUCUGAAGUCAGUGAUAGUUCUCAUGACACUUUCUUCAAAGUUACAGACGAAGGAAAUAAAAAGCAUGUGAGCAUGUAUGGUCUAGGAGGACCUAGCCCUGCUACUCUUUGGGGAAGAAAGUGUGGCCAUAUCCAGUUUGCAAAAAUGGCCAUGGAAACCAAAAGGCAAGCUGAUGAGGAGGCAAACAAGAUUUUUAAUAAAGUUGAGGCAGUUUGCAGUAAAGUCGAGGUAAUGAAGCAAAAGUAUACCUCAAUGGAAGCACAGAUUGAUAGGAUGAACUCAAACAUGGAGCUUAUGCUUCAGAAGAUGGGGGUUCCUGUGCAAUCAAGAUACAAUCACUUCAACCAGGGUGAUCAGGCAGAAGAACCAUCGUCAUCAUCGUCAAGUCAUGGAGUUCGAGCUGAUCAGGUGGUUCACAGCCGGGCAAAUUCUAGAAGGAGCCAGUACUGA
This is a messenger RNA of Linum trigynum, 1080 nucleotides long. NCBI's taxonomy places the organism in Eukaryota, Viridiplantae, Streptophyta, Magnoliopsida, Malpighiales, Linaceae. The record is from the annotation of a GenBank genome assembly.